AUGGAUCGUGCACUUUUCAAAUUAAGCUAUCGGCUUGUUCUUCUUAUCUUUAUCACAUCCGGUAGCUGUUUGAAUUCAAAUUCACCCACCUCAUGUCUUAAUAUGGCAGAACGAUCAAAAUGGAAUAGAUCUUUUCACUUUAAUAACCAGGAACUUCGUCUUAAAUUGGAAGUUACAAACCGAUCAUCGCAUUGGAUUGUUAACUACAUAUUUGAGAUAUUGGCACGUGAAAGGCUUGGUUAUCAGUUUAUCGAAUUUGUCAAACAGGACAUAGAUCAUCCUAGACAAGCAAUUAGUAGACUAGACUGCAAAGAUACUAACUGUUUCAAACUGCCAGAUGUCCACAUAAAUCUUGAAUUAUGGUUAUCUUUGGGAACAACCACAAGUUUUUGGGUCCCGCCUAAUAGAGUGAUAGAUAAUGGACCGUUAGGUCCAACCAAUCGUUGGGCUAUUUCCUCCAGGGAAGAAUUUAUAUCACAGGUCUCCGCAUUGACAGAGGCACGAUCAGACUGUACUGGUAAAAAUGGACCAACAAAUUCUCAAAUUCCAUUAUCACAAACUGUAGUUCAGUCAGAAUGUGAACUGGAUAUGUGCCACGCUUCCAAGUUCCGCGAUGAGUUCAUCCGUUAUUUCACUGGAUCGGAAAUCUCAUCCGAACAGUCUUCACACUUUCCCAAUUUACACUCUUCUUCUGCCAUGUCAAUAAUUAAUUGGUAUCCACAUAGACUUGGUUCUUCUCCUCUACCUUUUGGACUACAUCUUUUUGGGAAGCAAAACCAACUGAACUCAACAGUAUUACAAAUUGUGCUUGAUAAAAUUUAUCAUUGUAAUCAAAAAGAUUCAGUCACUUCAUCCUACAUCAAAAAUCCAAAGAAAUCAUCUUUUUGUCGUUUUGAGUCACAACAAGCUACCAAAUUAUCGUGGGCCAAGUUAAAGAACACUGUACCUCUCAUUUAUCAAUUGGUUGACCGGAUGCAUUUUUCCCAAUCGGAGUAUGAAAACUUACUAAAAUUAGCCAAACAUCUGGAUCCAAACUCCGGUCAGGAUCUACAGUCUCAAUAUAGAGAUAUUGCUUGCAAAUGGCUUCGUUUGUCACCGACUCGUUGGGUUUCAUGGACCAAAGGGUGGAAUAAAAAGCUAAAUCUUACGGUUGCUGGACUUUUCGCUUUCUACGGAAAAUGGGUCGUUUCGAAUUUAGAUCAUGUUGCUGAACAAGCUAUUAAUUUCGUCAAUAAUAACCCUGAUUACUUUAGCAAUACUGAAUACGCAUUGACACUAGACGUUCGUAAUCUGACUUGUUCUCAGGAUGUUGUAUUGAAUGAUUACUUUGAUUUAAUAACAGCUUCGAAAAAUAGGAAGAUUAUUGGUGUAAUAGCUGCCCUGUGUUCGGAUUCUAUAGAACCAGUUGUUGAGGUAGCGAAUAUGCGUCGCCAGAUUGUUGUUAGUCCAACUGUGGAGUCAGUUCGUUUUGCCAAACGCCAUCAAUAUCCAUAUUUUUUUCGCACUGUUCCCUCGAUGACACAUGUAAGCUUAAUUUUAAUCCGAUUGUUCAGUAACUGGGGUUGGCGUCGUGUUGCUGUAUUUCGCGAGGACGAUCAUUUCUUUGAUCCUCUGAUUUUUCAGUCAAACGGUAUAGAUCUUAUUGCUGACUUUGUGAUGAAGGAAAACCAGCUCACAUACGUAACUGUGCAUCAGGCUUUAAAACUUAUGAAUGAUCGUACUAGUCGUAUCUUCAUGGUUGAAUAUUUUGCUAAAGGUACAGCUAUCAUACUUUGUGCUGCAUAUCACUUAGGUAUGCAUUUCGAUGCGGGCUAUGUCUGGUUUCUUAAUCCUUGGUUAUCAGGCAAUUGGUGGCAGGCGCCUGAUGUACAUCCAACAGAAUGUACUCAUGAAGAAAUGCAUAACAUAACUUCGUGGACUUUUACAGUUGGACAUCAAUUAAUCAUGGAACCACUGGCUCACAAAAUUAUACCUUCUUCAUAUAACGAUGUGAAUUUUUUUACUUUUGACUCGUCAUUUCAUAAACAACAGAGCCUUGAUCGACGAUUUCGUCGAUAUUCAAAUCAAUAUGCACAAGAUUUACGCAUCCGUAAAUUCAAGCAUCCAUUAUUUAAUGGUCAUUUUACAAAUAACUACGACGAUGCACCUUCAGAUUCAGAGUCGCAACGUUCAGUUUUUAACACAAAAAGCGAAGAUGUUGGAUAUGUUCAUUCUUCUCACGAUUAUGCAAUACAUACAUAUGAAUCUGUUAUAGUUUUAGCCGCAGCACUUAUUCACUUAUUACAUCAAAACCCAAGUGCUAUUUCCGUUUUUGAAUCAAUGUCAGUUGCAGAAGCAUAUCGGGAAUUAGUUUUUGAAACAGACUUUAGAUACACCAUAUCGUCGAGAUUCAUUAUGGAUGAUUCCUUUAAAAAUCCUGUUAUUUCACUAGACACAGGUUUCCACUAUGUAUACAGGAAAGACAAAAUUAAGUCGGCUUCCCAACUGCGAUUUAAUAAUUUAAAUGAACGUGUUGCUGAUUUUUGGCUACUUAAGCAACAUCAAAUCAAUAUCACUGUUCCCAUUGUAUUAUGGACUUUAGACCAAGACUUUGUAAGCGAUGAUAAUACUGUGCCUCUAAGUUCUUUGAUGGACGCAGCUGAUCUUACUAACUUGGCAGCUUCUGAACAUUUUGCCCAACUAAUGGGGGAACGCUGGAUUAACGAUGUGAAUUGGGGUAGUAACAAUGGUCCACCAAAUGAUGGAUCAAAACAUGACGAUAACUGUGUGUUUGGAUUUGUUAGUAGAAUUUUCGGUGUAAAUUGUACUGGUUCUACUGUGAUCGCUACUAUUUCCAUGGUGUUUUCCGUAGCAGUAUUAUGUUUAUUCCUGUUCAUUGUAUACUAUCGACGUAAACUAAAGCAAACUCAAUUAAGAAUUCGUCAACCGUAUGAAAACCUCUGUAAUGAACUAAAAGAUAUCGAUAUUCCACCUGCUGACAUAGUUCUGAAUCGUCGUGUUGGUCAAGGAGCAUUCGGUAUGGUGUAUGGUGGUGAGGCGAAACGUAAUGGACGUUGGGAGGCAGUAGCUGUUAAAGUGAUUGGUAAUAAAGCUACAUAUGAAGGAAAAACAGAUUUUCUCUCAGAAGCAAAAUUGAUGAGAAGUUUAGACCAUCGAAAUGUUGUACGUUUAGUUGGUAUCUGUUUGUAUCCGAAAGAAAAUCAUCUCUAUUUGAUCAUGGAAUUUAUGCUGAAUGGUGAUCUGAAAACAUAUCUUCUAUCUCGUCGCGUUUUGGCUCAACAGGUACCUGAUCAUGAUGGUAUCUGUCCAGCUACGCUUACUGGCAUGGCGAUUGAUAUUGCUGAAGGCUUGGCUUAUUUGCACAGGAAAAAUUUGAUCCAUCGUGACAUUGCCUGUCGUAAUUGUCUUGUUGGCUCUGAUGGGGUUGUAAAAAUCGGAGAUUUCGGUCUUACUCGUGAAAUGAAUAGUAUUGAAAACGAGGGUUAUUAUCGUUUUACUCGUAAUUGUGAACUACCUAUCCGUUGGAUGUCACCUGAAGCUGUCCAGUUUGGUGUAUUUAGUGUUCAUUCUGAUAUUUGGUCGUAUGGAAUUGUUUUGUAUGAAAUUAUUACUUUCGGAGUGUUUCCGUAUGAUGGUUUAGGUGAUGUUGAAGUUGUGGAACGUGUAAAACGUAAAGAUUUCAGCAUAAUCGAAUUUCUUCCUUUAGCAGCAAGAGAUACCAUUAUCUCUCGAUUAAUAUAUCAAUGCUGUCAGCAUCAAUGGCAACAUCGUCCUGCUUCACUCGAUCAUAUUAUUACUAUUUUACGGAAAAAUCCCGAUUGCGUUCGUCCGUUUCUUACGAAUGAACCACCAAAGCCAAAUAGUACUAUUGAUGCCCUUCGUUUUCAACCCGGUGCUGGCGCAUGUAUCAUGUCAAAAAAUACUCUUGCAUCUGGUGAUCCAUCUCCAAGUAACGUAGUUACCUGUAAUACUAACUCUGAUGGCAUUCAUGGUUAUUCCAUAAGUUCCAGUAUUCGAGGUGUUCUUAGUGCAACAGGUAGUUUGGGGGGUUCCGGGAAGUUUCCUUUGGCUCAUCAUUCUGCUGAUUCUUUUUCAGAGAACCCUAACACAUCUGCGCUUUUAUCAUUUUUAUCCGAAGUUCCUUUGCAAAACUUAGGUCGACGUCGUCAUAAGACCGCUGACGGUUCAACGACAACUUAUCGUUAUCAUGGUAUUCGUCGGGGUACUAGUUCUUCUUCCUGUGGUCAUACGUUUCGUAGUUCAGGACACAGUUCUGGUGAUCGUUCUGCUACCGACGAUCAACCACAUCUUACAAGCGAAGUUCUCUCAUUCUCUAACUGGCAUAAAUUUGAUUCUUUUAGUCCUAAAUCACCUAUCCCAUUUGAAGAACGGAGGAUAAAAAAUUGUUCAAAAAUUAGACAUGGUAAACCGAGUCCAAUUAGAAAAAUAUUUAAUAGACAAACCAGUAUAGGAGAUGAGCUUUUGGAGUUGGUUUUACCAAAAUAUCCAACCGAUCAUCUUGGUGUCCAAGAUCCUCUUAAUCAAUCUUUUAUCGCACCUGUGAGUUAUCCACAGGAUGAGUCAAAAACUACAACUUCCCAAGGAGAUAUCACGUAUGGAUGUGAGCAUUAUCAUGACGUUCAACAACAUAACAGUUUAGCGUUUGUAUUUAGUUCAGGUGCUUUGGAUAACCAAAGAUCUACUUUUCCGUCGUCUAAUGCAAUUUCUUCUUCCACUGAGAAACUUUACAGCCACAUCGAAAUGAAUAAAAAUACAGAACAUCAACCUGUUGCAUGUGUUCUUGAAACUGUUUGUCAGAAUCCUGCUUCGAUAAAAACUGGCCUCAAUUGUCACGCGUUUCAUAUUUCGGAGACAGAGCAGCCUACUACCGGUAAUUUCUAUGGUGUACCUGUCACGAAUACAUAG
This is a messenger RNA of Schistosoma turkestanicum, 4926 nucleotides long. The record is from the annotation of a GenBank genome assembly. Lineage: Eukaryota; Metazoa; Platyhelminthes; Trematoda; Strigeidida; Schistosomatidae.